AUGGCAGCCCAAGAGGAGGUUGGCAUCGGCGAUUUCGUCCUGCUGGACGAGGUCAGCCUAGAGAAGGUUGUGGAGAAUUUACGUGUCAGAUUUAAUGGAGGCAAACUUUAUACAUACAUUGGAGAGGUCUGUGUUAGCGUGAAUCCUUAUAGGACAACAAACAUUUAUGGGCCAGAUCAAAUUAACAAAUAUAAAGGAAGAGAACUAUUUGAAAAUCCACCGCAUAUUUUUGCAAUUGCUGAUGCGGCCCAUCGAGAGAUGAAGCAACAGGGUCGAGAUACCUGUAUUGUUAUCAGCGGAGAAUCAGGCUCCGGAAAGACAGAAGCUAGUAAAAUAAUUAUGAAGUAUAUUGCUGCUGUGACAAAUAUAGAUGGUCAGCAGGAAAUCGAAAGAGUGAAGAAUGUACUUAUCCAGUCGAAUUCUAUAUUGGAAUCUUUUGGCAAUGCUAAGACAAACCGUAACGACAAUUCCUCUCGUUUUGGCAAAUACAUGGAUAUCAAUUUUGAUUUCAAGGGUGAUCCGUUAGGAGGGCAUAUUACGAAUUAUCUUCUUGAGAAAUCACGCGUUGUUUAUCAGCAACCUGGAGAGCGUAAUUUCCAUUGCUUCUACCAAUUAUUAAAUGGCUGCAGUGAAUCUGAAUUGAACAGGUUACGACUUGUUAGAGAUCCUGCAGCAUACUACUUUAUGGGUCAGGGUGAUGGUAAUAGAGGAAGUAGUAGUGACAGAACUGAUUAUAAACAAGUAUCUAGUGCCAUGCCAAUUCUUGGUUUCUCCCAGAAUGAGAUUCAGACACUUUGGAGUGUCGUUGGUGCCAUUUUGCAUCUGGGUAAUAUUACUUUUACACUGGAUGAGGAAAAAUUACUAAUUGGAGAGGGUGGUUCACUGAACGAUACUGCAAAAUUACUUUCCAUCAGUCCUAAUCAACUUAGUACGGCACUCUCACAAAGAGUUAUUGCGGCUGGUGGUGAAAUAAUGCAAAAAACUCACACGUUUGUCGAAGCUGAAUAUGGUAGAGAUGCUUUGGCCAAGGCUAUAUAUGAGAGACUGUUCUCGUGGAUUGUGUCACGUGUUAAUGACUCUAUUAAUGUCGAUGAUAGCAGCAUUUUUAAGACUUACAAGAAUACAGUAAUCGGAGUGCUUGACAUUUAUGGUUUUGAAAUAUUUGACGCCAACAGUUUUGAACAAUUUUGUAUUAAUUAUUGCAAUGAAAAGCUACAGCAACUUUUCAUCGAAUUGGUCCUGAAGCAAGAACAGGAGGAAUACAGAAAGGAAGGAAUCACCUGGAAAAACAUAGAAUAUUUUAACAAUCAAAUAAUUUGUGAUCUUGUAGAGCAACCACACAAGGGUAUAAUAGCAAUUAUGGAUGAGGCUUGUCUCAAUGUUGGAAAAGUAACGGACGAGAUGCUUCUCGAAGCUAUGGAUCAGAAACUUUCGGAUCACAAACAUUACACGUCUCGCCAGUUGAAUCCAAUGGACAAAGUACUGCUGCACAAAGUUCAAUUUCGAAUAAAACAUUACGCAGGCGAUGUCGUGUACAAUGUUAGCGGUUUUCUUGAUAAAAAUAAAGACACUCUCUUCCAAGAUUUCAAGCGUUUACUCUUUAGGAGUAGCAAUUCAAUAAUUAGUAGUAUGUGGCCUGAAGGUGCUCAGGAUAUAAGUAAGACUACGAAGAGACCAUUGACCGCCGGCACUCUGUUCCGUAACUCAAUGGUAGCCCUUGUGAAGAAUCUUACUAGCAAAGAACCCUUUUACAUUCGUUGCAUUAAACCUAACGAUGUAAAGUCACCCGUUGUCUUCGACGAAGAGAGAGUAAAUCAUCAAGUACGUUACUUGGGACUUCUUGAAAACGUUCUAGUGAGACGAGCCGGUUUUGUUUACAGACAGCGUUACGAUAGAUUCUUAAAACGAUACAAAAUGAUUUCGCAAUACACUUGGCCAAAUUUCCGCGGCGGAAAUGAUAAGGAUGGUGUACGAACGUUAAUGGAAGAAAAAGGCUUUGCCGACGACGUUAAAUAUGGCCAUACAAAAAUAUUCAUUCGUUCUCCACGCACGCUCUUCGCCCUGGAAAAGGCACGGAGCGAUCUUAUUCCAGGUAUUGUAAUUCUAUUGCAAAAGCAAUGGCGCGGUUACUUAUGCCGUCAACGGUAUAAGAAAAUGAAAGCUGCCCUUGUGAUCAUGGACUAUUAUCGUCGAUAUAAAAAGCGUGUUUACAUAAAGGAACUAGAGAACACAUUUAGGAAUGCUCAAUCGUUACGCGAUUAUGGUAAGAGUCUUCCAUGGCCGCAAGAAAAUUUCGCGGUACGGAGUGUGGUUCCGACUUUGAAGAUGAUGUACGCCAGGUGGAGAGCCUGGAUGAUACUCAAAGUAAUCCCAAGAGAGGACUGGGGACAAUUAAAAUUAAAGAUAUCAGCAGCUUCUUUGCUGCGUUCUAAAAGACAGCACUGGGGACAGGAGAGAAGAUGGGAGGGUAACUAUCUCUCGAAACCAGAUGAGAAUGUUCAUAGCGACAUUUUUAAUUCUUCCAUCAAUAAUCUACGCAACACUGAUCAUUUCAAAUCCGUUUUAUUCAGUGCUUUCAUCAGAAAAACUAAUAGAUUCAACAAACCAGCGGAUCGUGUCUUGCUGGUAACCGAACAUGCUAUAUACAAGAUGGAGAAUUCGAAGUUUAAGACUAUGAAAAAAGUCGUGCAAAUUGUUGAAAUCACAGGACUGAGUGUGUCUCCUGGUAAUGAUCAGUUAGUAAUCAUUCACUCUAAUCGUGGCAAUGAUUUUAUCGCAUCCAUCGUCACUAAAGAAGAUAGAGUUGGUGAACUCGUCGGUAUCCUGAGUAACAGAUACUAUCAAUUACGCGGUGCAGAUUUACUCGUGACAGUAGAUACCAAAUUCAAGUGCAUGCUUGGAAAUAAGAGUAAGGUGCUACGAAUAGAAGUGAUACCUGAAGUGAUAGAACCGACAUUUAAAAAGGACUCUGGCAACAUAAUAUACGCCAUACCACCAUCAGCUGGAAUAAUUGACGUGGGGGCCAACACUCGAUUGCAAAUCAAAACAGCCAGCUAAUUCCGAAUUGCAACAUAUCCUAUAAUGGUCAAGAAAGAAAGAUCGUUAGCGUCAGAAUUCUCUCAUCGCAGUACGAUGUAUGUAAAAAAAGAAACAUAUAAGGACUUUGAAGUUUCCUGAAUCAUGGUACAAGAUAGUGAACUUGAUGGAAUUAACUUUAAUGCAUUUAAUGUCGAUGUUUCUUUGGCUAUUUUUGAAAAAAAAUUUAUCUGCUAUUCGACAUAUACGAAGAACAAAAGAAAAAUUCGUGAUGUAUCCGACAGCCCAAAGAAUUUACGAUUUCUUGUUUUUUUUUUUAAUGACGUACUUAAACUAAACAACGAUUAGCGUUGGACUCCUUCUGGACAUCGUUAAGUUAUUUAUAUCAUCACUAAUAUAGCUGACAUUGCUGCCUAAUUUACAUCUCGUAAUUAUACAAACACGUUCAUUUUCUUUUUCCUAAAACUAGUUUCACUACCGGUCGCGUAGAGUUAUAAAGAAUUAAAGAAUUUAAAUGCAUUAAUUAUUGUGCCAUUAUUUGAGUGAAAUAAAAUAAGAUCCCCAGGUACAUGUACGCUGCUGGUUUUGUACGUGUAGAAGAAUUUAUUGUUACUUACGACAGAAUUGAGAUGCGUUACAACUUCUAUAAGAGGUAUUUUACAGAUAUGCGUAUCUAGACUGUGGAGAAAUUGAAAAAGAAGUUAUUUAAACAUAUCAGAGAAUACGUUUAACUGUGUUGACGUCGAAGAAAGACACAGCAUAGCGUAACGCCAUAAAUCAUUGUGAUCCUUUUGUGCAUUUAUUUAGCAGUUUGUGAAGUACCUCUUAGUGGAUAAAAUAUAUUUUAUUUGACUCUAUCGUGGGAAUUUACCAAAGACAGUUAUUGGACUCUCUCAAAAGAUAUUAAGUAUAUAUGAAUUUUCAAGUUUUAAUAUCGAUCGAUCUUCCCAUCGCGAAGCGUCAUGUACAAGUGCCUAAAUAAAUAUAUCCAAAUAA
Messenger RNA from Cephus cinctus (wheat stem sawfly), 4032 nucleotides. It is a transcript of the gene Myo31DF, whose product is annotated as myosin-IA. Gene Ontology annotation, molecular function: ATP binding; actin filament binding; microfilament motor activity. Bases 1 to 3057 code for a protein of 1018 amino acids. The record is from RefSeq and is a predicted model, not a curated record. Lineage: Eukaryota; Metazoa; Arthropoda; Insecta; Hymenoptera; Cephidae. The transcript has 16 exons. Gene Ontology annotation, cellular component: microvillus; myosin complex; cytoplasm. Gene Ontology annotation, biological process: actin filament organization; vesicle transport along actin filament.